AUGGCGGCCGAACAGUCGCACAACUCAUACGCUCGAUCUCCCAACCCAUCCACAAGGUCAUACGACUCCUCAUCCGUCUCCUCCGCCACCUCGCCACGGCCACUUUCUCGCUAUCCAGGAACCUUGCUGGGCACAAGCGUGAGGCCCAACGCAGCGUCAAGUCCUCAGCCGCUCGGCAUGCCGUCACUACCUCCCGUCAGCCAAGGCUUCCCGCUGUACGCAUCCAUGACAGGCUCCGUAUUGGGUCGCGAGUCCCUCGCUUCGACGGAUUCCAUCAUGGGCUCCCAGGGUCAUAUGCCCGGGACUCCGACCAGUCAGGGCCCGAAGAGGGCAUAUCGCCAGCGCCGGAAGGACCCCAGCUGUGAUGCUUGCCGGGAGAGAAAGGUCAAGUGCGAUGCUACCGAGACAACGAGCUGCUCGGAGUGCUCCAGCCGCAACGUCAAGUGCCAGUUCACGAAAGAAACUAAUCGACGGAUGUCUUCCAUCAAGCAGGUGCAGGAUCUCGAGAAGCAAAUCGAGCGGAUGAAGCGAGACAACUCCCAUCUGCGCAGGAUCAUCGGGGAACGAGACGGGCCCAUGGACAUGGACAUGGAACCAGCCGACCGACAGCUGUCGCAUCUGCCACCGAUAGGCUCCGAGCCGAAGCCUCGAAAUCGCAACCCGCCCAACCCGGAACUCGCAAGGGCCCGGGCCAAUGUACACACGUUUUCCAAGGGAAUAUGGAGACCCCCGGCGCAGUAUCGUCACGCGGCGGUGUCCUCCACCCUCGACUGCCCUACCCCUGAACUGCCGCCGCAGAGCGUUGCGGAUCAGCUGCUGCACGCCUACUGCACCUCGGCCCAUACCAUGUUCCCCAUCGUGCACAUGCCAACCUUCCAGGCCAUGGUCGACGGCCUGUACCGUUCGAACCCCCAGCGAGUAUCCUCCGCGUGGACAUCAUUGUUCUACGCCGUUCUCGCCACCGGAAGUUUGUUCAGUCCCGAACCCCCGACGACGUCAACCUUCUACCGUCCGGCCGAACUUCUCGAAUCCGCGCGAAAGCUGAUAGAUCCAUGGAACAAUACCUACACCCUCGACAACGUCCGCGCCCUCGUCCUGAUGUCCAUGUGCCUGAACGAAAUGAACUUGAAGUCGGCAGCCUGGAACUGGCUUGGCAGUGCCGUGCGGGCCGGUCAAGACAUUGGCUUGUACUCUGAUUGCGGCUCGUGGCCUGUCAUCGAAGGAGAGAUGAGGCGUAGGACUUGGUGGGCUAUCUAUAUCCUGGACCGGACAAUGGCAACCGAGAUGGGACUGCCGUACAUGAUUGACGAUUCGGACUGCGACGUGCCGUUGCCGGCGGCCGUGGAUGAUCAGUAUCUCCGGGAGGAUGGCAUGUGCAUUCCCAACGGCGCCGAACCCCUGACCCAUUCGCUCCUUGCCGUUAUCCAUGUCGUCCGAUCGUACUCGUCCUUGAUCAAGUCGACGGAUGCGCCGACGCUUGUCGCUGCGCAGCUGUCCAUGUUCGACGGCCACUUCAAGAAAUGCCUCGGCACUUUCCCCCCGGCCUGCGAUCCCUCGAAUACGGUGGCGCUGGCUUCACAUUUUCUUGCGCCGCUGGCGUAUCUGUUUCAUGCCAGGAUGCUUGUGCAUCGACACAACUUAUCGCCAAGCAACGUCCCGGAGCUUCGACUUGCCGCCGUCGAAAGUUGCACCCAUGUCGCUCUCGAGACCUCAUCGCUCAUUGCCCGGAGCAAAUCACCUGGUGAUGGAGCCACAUCACUACUUACGACGCAUAUCUUUCGCUCGACGCUCUUCCUGCUCCUAACUGGCUACUUUGAUCACGCAAUAACACUGAUCAGGGCGCUGGCCGUGAUAGAUGCACGACGAGACAUUACACUCUCGUGCGGAAGAUGUCUGUCCUUUUUCAUAUCCGUGUUGUCGUCCAAGCGUGUCGAAUAUGCAAGCUAUCUAUCCCAGAGGUCCUCUUUCGACCAGUCAGCACUUCUCAUGUCUCUGACUCGCGAUGAGGAGCUUCUGGCGUACGUUUCGGCUGACCAGCAAGCAUCCCCCCACAGGUCCUGGCUGUGGGCAAUGCAAGAUCACGAAGUGCCGCAGACGAAGUCCACGUCGGGUGUCGCGAGCGAGAACGGCCUGUUCAGCCCCGAGGUCAGAACUGGCCUCAGUGAGGAGGACCGCCGAGAAUGGAUCGGGUGGGCCCGACUCGAGUCCGCCGCUCGAGGACUCGUGUCAACAACGGGAUCUUGGACGUCGCUCCCCCCUCCACAGGUUAAAACGGAGACGUCCGCAACGACAGUAGAGCUUCACAGAAUACCUGACCCACCCCGUUAUGCGACGGAAAACAGGGGUCCGGGUGCUCGAAGCCCGACUUCGAAUCCGCCUGACGUUAAGAGGGGAGCAGAACGAAUUAGCAUUGCCAACAUCAUUUGA
Drechmeria coniospora is the source of this 2427-nucleotide messenger RNA. RefSeq names its product transcription factor. Bases 1 to 2427 code for a protein of 808 amino acids. Gene Ontology annotation, molecular function: zinc ion binding; DNA-binding transcription factor activity, RNA polymerase II-specific; DNA binding. Gene Ontology annotation, biological process: DNA-templated transcription; regulation of DNA-templated transcription. Gene Ontology annotation, cellular component: nucleus. Lineage: Eukaryota; Fungi; Ascomycota; Sordariomycetes; Hypocreales; Ophiocordycipitaceae. The transcript has a single exon. The record is from RefSeq and is a predicted model, not a curated record.